This is a messenger RNA of Petromyzon marinus (sea lamprey), 3593 nucleotides long. Its product is annotated as phosphatase and actin regulator 1-like. The record is from RefSeq and is a predicted model, not a curated record. Gene Ontology annotation, molecular function: actin binding. Gene Ontology annotation, biological process: actin cytoskeleton organization. NCBI's taxonomy places the organism in Eukaryota, Metazoa, Chordata, Hyperoartia, Petromyzontiformes, Petromyzontidae.
UACAUGAUCAUCAUCGCUGCAUCAUCAUCAUCGCUGCAUGAUCAUCAUCAUCAUCACUGCAGCAGCGGUACUCGCAUUGAGAAACUGAGCGUCGGCGAAAGACACCGUGGUAGAUGGAGCCGAGGAAUCGCCCUGAGCCUGACGACGUCGAGGCGACUCGCUCAGCAGACACGGACGAAUUCCUCCAGCGCUUCGGACUGCGCCUGCAAGCGCGCAGACCCAGCCACGUGGCGCUCAUGGCAACCGCGGGGUCCCAGCGCGACUCGCGACGAGACGCAGGCGACGACGAGGAGGAGGAGGUGGAGGAGGUGGAGGAGGAGGUGGAUGAGUGGUCGAGCCACGAUGGGCACCGCGCGUCGAACCGGGACGCGGACAAGGAGGCGGCGAGCCCGCAGCGCCAGCAGGCGGCGCCCAAGCCCAGUGUGGAGGGCGAGCGUGAAGACGAGAGCCCCAACACCAUCAUCACCAUCAGCACCACCACCACCAUCAGCAGCAGGAGCAGCAGCAGCAGGGACUGGAGCAGCAGGACGCGGGCGCUCAGCGACACGCCGAGCCUGGCCGAGCUCCGCUCCGCGCUCAAGCUGGACGCGCAGACCGCCGUGGAUGACCUCACCCGGCUGGCGGCGAUGCGCACGGACGCGCUGAUGUCGGGCGGCGGGCACACACCGCCCGCUCGCAGGCGCAGCAAGUUCUCGGGCUUCGGGCGGAUCUUCAAGCCGUGGAAGUGGCGCAAGAAGAAGAAGAGCGAGAAAUUCCAGCAGACGUCCGCGGUUCUCGAGAAGAAGAUUUCGAGCCGUGCGAGCAGAGAGGAGCUGAUUCGAAAAGGAGUCUUGAAGGAGCUAGCCGAGACAGACGACCAGACGCCGUCACCAUCCGAAACCUCCGAGGAAGAGGAUCAUGGGACUCCUGGAGCGGCCAAUCAAGAGGCAGAGGCACAGGAAGGGGCGGAGACUCCUGAGCAUGACCAAUCGGAUUCCACAAGUGCGGACCAAGAUAAAAGCAAAGAAACCAAGGACGCUAGCGGGAGCCAAUCAGACGAGCAGGCGCAGCCCGCGUCGCCCGCGCAGCCCAGGAGGUCGGCGGGCCAGGCGCCGGAGGCGGCGGCCGACGCUGCACACCCGACCAAGGAGGCCGGUAGCGGCUGCCCGGCCAAGCAGCCGCCGGCCCUUCCCCCGAAGCCCUCGGCCGCCGCCGCCGCCGCCGCCGGCAGUGGCGGCGGCGGCGGCGGCGGCGGCGGCGCCAAGACGGCCGCCGCCGUAAGCGCAGGCGAGUGCUCGGGGCCACCCCAGAAGGGCCCGGUGCCGACCAGGGCCUCUCCGCCCGCGGCCUACAAGCGCAUGGCCGUCUGCUUCGCGCCGGCCUCCAUGGAGUCGGCCAUCCUGCGCAUGCAGCAGCAGCUGGCGGCUUCAUCGGCCGCAAGGCCCAGUGGGGGCCUGCACUUCCUUUCUCAGCCUGCCAGCUUGCCUGGUUGCCAGCCGACUCAGCAGAGUCCCCAGAGCUCACAGCCCCAGCAGCCCCAGCAGCCCCAGCUCCAUCAUCAGCCCCAGCAGCAGCAGCAUCAUCAGCAGCAGGCGCCACCGUCUUCCUCGACGUCGCAGGCGUUCCUCCUGCAGCCGCCCAGCAGCGUGAUUGAGGAGCUGAACCGAGCGCUCGCCAAGGCUGCGCAGAGGAUCGAGGGCUACACCGUGGCCGUGCCGAGGUCGACGUCGUCGCUGAGGCUGGAGAAGGAGUGCCCGACACCGCGGACUACCGCCACGGGCCUCGCGGACGCGAAGGAGGCUCCACCGCCCGCGCCCGCCUCUGUGGCCUUUCCAGCGGAGGAGAACAAGGAGAACCGGGAGAAUGACGGGGGGCCCUGGCUGCACUGGGAGCAUGGCGACGAGAUCGAGGCCUACACAGGCCUGGCGCGGAAGGUGGCCCGGCGGGACUCGCUGGCCGCCAAGCUGCGGAACCGGCCCAGCAAGGAGGAGCUGGAGAGGAAGAACAUCUUGCCGCGGCAGUCGUCCGUCGAGCGCCAGGAGCAGCGGCAGCAGAUCGGCACAAAGCUGUCGCGGAGGCUCACCCAGCGGCCGUCCGCGGAGGAACUCGAGCAGCGCAAUAUUCUGAAGCAGCGAAACACUGACGAGGAGCGAGAUGAGAAGAGGGAGAUCAAGCAGAGGCUCUCGAGAAAGCUGAGUCAAAGGCCGACGGUGGAGGAGCUGCGGGAGAAGAGGAUUCUGAUCCGCUUCAACGACUACGUGGAGGUGUCGGACGCACAGGACUACGACCGGCGGGCGGACAAGCCCUGGACCCGGCUCACGGCCGCGGACAAAGCAGCAAUACGGAAGGAGCUGAACGAAUACAAGAGCAGGGAGAUGGAAGUCCACGAGCACAGCAAGCAUCUCACACGGUUCCACCGGCCAUAAUCGCCGUUCGCCGCCAUACUCCUGGUCGGAAUUAUUUUUCUCUCCUCUCUGCGGACCCAACCUGGUGUCCACAGGCAGCCGCACAAGUGCCUGAUGAAGAAUGAGGAAUUUUUUUAAAGGGUGGGCCAAACCUUUGGCACGGAGCGAGCAAGACGUCUCAAACGCAACGCACGGGAAAAGCUUCCAAUUUAAGAUUUUGAAACUUUGAAACUCUUGCGGGGAAAAAAAGAAGAAUAAGAGAGGAAAAAACAAAACCGAGCAAACGCCGGUGGCAGCUUUCCCAAAAAAAUCUGUGAACGUCGCCAAAGUCUCCUUGUUCGGCGGAGAGAAAUCGCUUCCGAAUCCUCUUUCUCAUUGUGGCGCUGGUGGCUGCCGCACAACCUCGCGAGGAGCGGGGGAGAGGACGUUUGAGUUUGUUUCUCCUUAACGGCGGCGGUUUCAGUAAAAUUGCUGUUGCUGUCGAUGGAUUUGGCUCCGAUUAAAAAAAAAAAAUGAAAUCACGGCGGCCGAGCGAAGAAGAGAGCGAGCUUGCGGCGGGCGGCCGGGUCGGCCCCCGGGCGGUCCUUCCCGUCGCGAGGAGGGCGACGCGAAGAGGGAGAGAGCGGUGAUGGCACGCGGCACGUUGCGAUCCACCGUGGAGCGACAGCCGCAGGUUGGAGGCUCUUCAUCGCCCGCCGCCGCCGCCGUCUGCGGUGAACUGGUUCUCGAGUUUGCGGCGGACUGCGCGGGUCAACCGGAGCUGCGUGGCUGCGAUGGGUGAGCGGCCGCCAAUGCCUCGACAAGGCCACACACGGGCAGAUCUUUAGGACGCCGAUGGCGACGUCUACGCGGUCCAGCAGUAGCACAACGCUCAUUCUUUGCCGAAUCGAAUAUUAUCGAUACGCCGGAUCGUUUUGAUUUGGCAAGCAGUCGAGGUUUAUUUAUUUUGAACCAAAAAAAAUGUGAGGAGUAAACGUGGCGUGGUGGAAGAGGAAAGCGCUUUGGCGAUCGGUCGAGGUUCCAGUUCACGAUGUUGGUUCCCGAGACCAUCGGAGUGUCGCGUGUGCUCCAAGCACGCGGGCCCAGCCGGUGGGUCUCCUCCGCCCUUAGGUUCUCAUGGAGACACGUCUCUGCACUGUGAUAAAAAAAAAAAAUACACGUAAAAACCGCAAGGGAUGACGAUGUGUUAUUUUACAGCUGUAAAAAAAA